AUGACCGAACAAGGCCCCCAACUCGCGUCUGUCGGGGAGAAACUCCUUCCGGCGAAAUGUAAACCCAGCACUUUGGCAUUCUGUCCUACAAUGGACCUUAUCGCGCUAGCGACCGAGGAUGAAGAGCUCCGUGUAUUCCGACUCAAUGGGCAGCGAGUAUUCGGGGGUUCCUUUGGGGGUGAUCCCUACCUAGGAGACGAUGAAGAAGACGGUGAGGUGAGGGCGGUGGCAUGGAAAGAGAAUGGUCGUUUGCUUGCUGUCGCAUGUGGUGAUGGCUCUGUACGCAUAAUGAGCGCGUAUAGCGGGAAGACAGUCCACCAUUAUCCAGUGUAUCAGAGUCCAGGCGAGGACGCCUCCAGUGCAGAGAAAGAGAAUAGUACCCCAAAAGUCAUGUGUCUAGGCUGGGGUGUUAACUUUACAGAUAGAAAAGCGAUGCAGAAACAUCUACAGGGUUCUGCAGGUCGGCUGUCUGUUGAUGAUCUCCUCGCCCCGGGUGUGCAUCCCUCCAAAGCGGCAUCUGUGCUAAAGGCCGAUCUACCUCGCGAAUUGGCUUCGAUAGAUAUUGAAAGCUCGCUGCCAAAAUUGAGUGUCCUCCCCGCGACAGGCGCUGAAGAUGACCUGUUUAGCUCACGACCAUCGAUCGAUGCUAUCUUUCACUCCUCGGUAAAAGACACGGGCGACUCCGUUGAUGUGCUCUUUGUUGGAUUUGAUGAUGGGUCUGUUCAUCUACGGAUAUUCGAUUGUUUCGAGAUUGGCUCUUUUCCAAUUGGUGAUACCACUGGAGUUGCUAACUCGCGUCGGAUUCUUCAUCAUACAUCUCAUCCUGUCAGCUCGACUCAUGCUUUGAUAUCGACGCCAGCACCAUCACAAUCGGGAUCAUCGCCAACUCCUACUCCUCUUAGUCUUGUCACCCUCGAUCUCCGCUUCAUCACUAAAUCUGGACGAUACUUGUCUCUCCUUGCAUCGAAAACAACACAGCUACAGAACUUACUCCGGUAUAUUAGUGCUACCCAGCGGCAGAUUGAGUUGGAAUGGAAGAACGCACAAGAGCUUCCAGCGCGCUUUUUACGCAGUGUUACCGAGGAUCUUAAAGAGAAAUGCGAGUGCGACUUUGUUACGGCAAUGUACCAUUUCGUGGUUACUGGACACUGCUUUGAGCCGAUGAGGGAGUUUUUGGUGGAUAUCAUAGGAGAGCGGGGACAUAAAAGGUGGGAGAAAGCUGUCGCCGGAGGAUACGAGAAUAUCCGGCGACUAACACACGAAUGCCUCCUCCCAGCGCUAGAACGAAGCCAAAUUUUAUUGGGUCGGCUGGUAGGAUUAUCAAAAUUUUCCAAACUGAGCGACGUGCUCGGCCUGGAUACAACGAAGCUCAACGCUAUCGUUGAGACAUUGGAUUGUCUGCAUCUGCUAGGACAUUGCAUCAUGAUCAAUGCAAAUCAAGAACUGGAUCAGUUCAAUGCCUUUUCAAGAUAUCUCAAGCAUGAGAUCCUCAUUCUGACUGCAGAACCUUUGUCGCAAACAUCAGAAGAACUCCUCGAGAAGCGAGAACUCCUCGACGUGCCACCUACAGUGAAGUACCUCACGGGCGCACUCCAAAAAAGUGUUCUUCGCAAUUUCAUCCGCCAACUUCCUAUGAUGGGCGUGCCCAUUCCUCCCACACCUAUCACUGAUAAAUGGCUCCCAGAUGGCCAUGAUCGGUCAUUUUAUGAUGGGUUUAAAGCAUUGCUGGCGCAGCAGCGUCAGGUUCAAGCGGAGGGAGGCGACAGUUCAACCGUUGAUGCACCCAAGAUGAACGAUCUGACGAAACGACUUGGGCUCCAAUUCGAUAAAAUCUUUGCGGAGAUUGCACUCACACAGCGAAGGGGGAUCCUCCAUCGAUCACCACUUACGCUUCAUGCGGAUUGCGAUGAGAAUUUUCUGGAUUUGAAGAUUAGCUACGAGGACGGCGAGGAGGGACAGCCAUGUUCUAUCUACGUUGCAACUCGGUCUUUAUUUUCGAAGUGUCUAGUCUACAUCUAUCGCAUUGUCUUGGACUCGGUAAAUGGCGUCAGUUCCACUCGGAGCACCUCGAUAGCUGCGCUGAAUCUCUCCGAGGGAGAAGUGAAGCAAGUUCAGUUUGUCCACGAUGAUACACUUAUGAUUCUCUGGUCAAACCGCCAUACGCCCGCUCGUCUCUUGAACCUCCCAUUCCAGCCCGCAUCUGCCUUAUCGAAUAAGAUGGAGGAGGUAUCAGCCAUCCUCAAAUAUGUGGAGUGUGAUGCACACCCAUCCGAAUCAAAACCCAGUGUCCCAACUACAGAUCUCGACAUGUCAGACACAUCUACAAUAUCCGAAUCGGGUAUCCUUCGCCAUGUGUUUACAACAUCUGGCUUGAAGUCAAAGCCGCUACGGAUGGAUGUUAAUGGACGAAAGGCUCGCAGGGCAGUUUGUGUGCUGUAUGGGGAUGCGAUGCGGUUUGAUGUUUUGGAUAUGGAUGGAGAGACAGAUGAGGAAAGUGAGAAUGAAAGUGAGGGUGAGGAUGAGGAUGAGGAUGAGGGUCAGGAUGAGAACUGA
Messenger RNA from Penicillium malachiteum, 2553 nucleotides. RefSeq lists its product as uncharacterized. Gene Ontology annotation, molecular function: protein binding. Lineage: Eukaryota; Fungi; Ascomycota; Eurotiomycetes; Eurotiales; Aspergillaceae. The record is from RefSeq and is a predicted model, not a curated record. Gene Ontology annotation, cellular component: anaphase-promoting complex; nuclear periphery. Bases 1 to 2553 code for a protein of 850 amino acids. Gene Ontology annotation, biological process: positive regulation of mitotic metaphase/anaphase transition; anaphase-promoting complex-dependent catabolic process; protein K11-linked ubiquitination. The transcript has 5 exons.